Molecule: messenger RNA, 1086 nt
Organism: Diversispora eburnea
Lineage: Eukaryota; Fungi; Glomeromycota; Glomeromycetes; Diversisporales; Diversisporaceae
Source: the annotation of a GenBank genome assembly
AUGGCAGGCCAUGCAAAACAAAAUUUUAAAAUAAUUCGAAAGAUUAAAAUUGUGUAUGUUAAAUGGGAAAGAAAUUUGUGGGAUGGUUCUCAACAAGGUAAAGAAAAUAGUUGGAAAAAACGGAAAGCAAUAAAACGCCAAAAUGGAAGCAUUACAGAUGACAUGAUCACUUCACAACUUAUCCCUUUUCCAUCCCUGCAAACUUUGUCAAUACCACAGACUCUAACUCCUCCUAUUCCUCCAACUCUUCCUACUCCUCCAACUCUUCCCACACCUCCAAUCCCUCUCACACUUCCAACCUCUCCUACACCUCCAAUCCCUCUUACUUCUCCAAUAACAUCUAUACCAUUUAUAUCGUCAGCGAAUCUUCCAUUUCUAUCGACAUCACAACAAUCAAGUGUUUCUAAUGUUCUAACAACACCACCUAAUUCUCUUUCAUAUACAAUUACUUCUAGUAAUACUUUAAAUAUAAACACUAAUAAACCAACAAAUAGUAACACUGUUAAUGCUACAACUUCUAUUACUCCAGAAACAUCUAGUUCAAACAAUCUUUUGAAAAAUAUAUCACCAAUUGCAAUUGGGACUUCAAUUUUGAUAUUUUUAGUAGUUUUCGGACUUAUAACAUAUUUUUUUUGUAAAAAAUAUUGUAGCAAACGUUCUAAACCACAUAAUGGAAAUGAAAAUAAAACUAGUCGAAAUAUUAUGCGGGAAUUACCAAAAUCAUCAAAAUUCCCAGAACCUCAGAAUCAGACAAUUAUUGAUUUUGAAGAUAGUUUAGAUUCUCCAACUACACAAUUAAAUAGAUUAUCUACUAUGUCAAUAAAUUUGAAGAAUGGUUCUCCAAUGCGAUUUUCUCUUACACCUCCGCCGCCUAAUGAAAACAAUGAAAACAAUGAAAAUCACAUGGAUAACGAAUGGGAAAAUGUAGAUCUUAACGAUAAUUACUAUACUGAAAUUACUAAUCUAUAUAGAACGGAACCAGAAAUACCAGUAAAAAGUCCAAUUGAUUUUAAAGAAGACCAUUGUCUUUGUCAUCAAAUAGAAGUCAUGAAUCAAGAGAAUCAAGAGAAUCAAGAGAAUCAUUAA